UGUCAUAUUCAAUUGGAAACGUCAAAACGAAAAGGUUAUAAUGUCUGUCACAAUAUAUUUUUGAAAAAUGGAUGAUUUACAGCUUUCUGAUACGUUACAAAGGUAUUUUUCAGAUGUUUUCUUGUGUUGUGAUGAAGACAAUUCCGGUAAAGCAUCCUUAACAAAGACAAUUGAAUUAAUUCAAUCGGGGAGUGUACCCGAAGAUGUCAUUUCACAAAUAUCAGAUAUUUGCUGGGCUCUCGGUAGUAACUACUUGAAUAAAAAACAAUUUUUUUCUGCACUGAAGCUGGUGGCAGCUUAUCAAGCCAACAUUCCUGUUAGAAGUGAAGUAUUAACUUCAAAGAUUGAACUUCCCUUGCCUCGUUUUACUUGGACUGUUAUUGAUAAUAAAAGUCCCAUAGGAGAUUUAAUUGAACUUAGGCAUCAUCCAAAUGAUUACACAGAACAAGUGGAUACUGCCAGUACAGAUUCAGAAAUAGAGAGUGAGACUGUAAGAAAUGGUUCUCCAGAUAUGUCUAGUGCAACCUCAGAUAGUCCUACUCCAACUAAUAGUGUUCAAGAUAGGAGUUGGGUUGUGUCGGGAGUGUGGCAUGGACUUAUUUCUGAGGAACAGAGGCAGUUAUUAGGAACUGAAGAAGAAUCAUCUGAAAAGCACAGCAGUGAAGAAGAUACUGAAGUUUCAAGUGAAGUAUGGACCAUAACUAAUGAACAAAGAGAAUAUUACACCAAUCAGUUUAGAUCCCUCCAACCUGACACUAAUGCCUUAUUAGCAGGUCCUAUAGCUAGAACCUUCUUUGAAAAAUCCCGCCUUCCCAUUCACGAACUAAGGAAAAUCUGGCAGCUAGCAGAUGUUACUAAAGAUGGAGCACUUUCUUUACAGGAAUUCAAUACAGCAAUGCAUCUGGUUGUCCUUAGAAGAAAUCAUAUUGAACUACCUGAUGUUCUACCACCUACUCUAGUACCUGGAAAUGAAACUCCACUUUCAGUUAGUCCUGAAACUGAACCUAUACUAUCCCCUCAGACUAAAGAUACAGCUAAAGAGUGGACCAAAUUUAUUGAUAGUCCUACCAGUUCAGUGUCUUCUCCAGGACCCAAACCAGUAAAUUUUGACUUUCAAAAAGUUACUUUAGAUAAGGAUUCCAAAAUACUCCACCCUGUACCAUUACGCCUUACCCCAGAAGUAGCUAGUAAUAAUCAUGUAGAAGAUCAAACUGAUGGUAAGGAUUUGCAUAGCCCAAAAAAAUUUUCAGAAAACGCGCUCUCGCAAAAUUUACAGAACUUGAAUAUUGGAGCACAAAAUAGUGCCAUACAACGUCCUCAAGCAAAGAAAAUAAAUAUUCCCGGACCAGGAGCAAUUCCCCCUCCCCCUCCUAAUAAUCAAAAUAAUGGUGAAGAAGGUCCUGUAAGCCUUCCUGCCUUCCCUCCACCAAAAAAGGAAAAACCUCCCCCUCCACCACCUAGACCAUUUAAAACCCAUGGUCGAAGUUCUUCUCUAGACUUGAAUAGGCUUAGUAAACUUGGGGCGCCGCCGACAGUUCCCCCUAGGAUUAGUCCUAAUAUUCAAGGAACCAAGAAACUAAUCAACCAAAGAUCCGAAGGGGAUUCCUCUUCUCAUGCAGAAGCGUUUGCUAAUUUUGAACAAUUCGAAUUUGAGAAAUAUGAAAACGUAUCUGAAGGAAUAUUUAGAGGAGACGUUUAUGAAGCUGAAAGAAAAAAACUUUUUGCACAAUUUUCCCAACCAAGUACUAGUGACGAAGCGCCGAGAAAACACGGCGCUUUCGAAAUCUACAGAAAACCCCAAGUGAACAGUAGUCCUGUAUCUCAAGAAGACAAAGCCAAGUGGCAGCUGUUCCAACAGCUACAAGAAGAGAAUACCGUAUUAUUAAGGAUUUGUCAAGAACUUAGUCAAGAAUUGGCCGAACUAAGGGAAGAAAAGUUAACUUUGAAAGUUAGAUUGGAGAAACAAUUGAGUGGAGGUUAAUAAGUGAAAAAUCGGUAGUAAUUAUUUUUUAAUAUAAUAUAGGUUUCGAUAAAGUGAAUGUCUGAUUUAUGUAAUUGUAGUUUUUUAUAAUCUAUUCUCUAUGAUGGUUGAUUGGAGGUUUAAAUGUAACUGAACUUUGAUAUUUGCUUUUGCAUUGAAAUUAGUUGACAAAAAGGUAGUUUUCUCAUCAACCAUUGAACGAUCAUUUAAUUGAAUAUCUAUCCAGCUCCUAUAUUACUAAAUAAUAAUCUUUACGACGUCAAUGCAACUUAAUAAAUGGGAAAUGUUUAUCCUAUCCUGUACCUAAGGUUAAAAGAUUUGCGUCCUGUAAGCUCGUUGCCAGCAGUUUCAAAAGUCCUCAAACGAGCAGUGCACACUCAGGAUUCCGUAGGGGGCAUAGUACAACAACUGCAAUGUUAAAUAUCACUGACAACAUAAUAAGAGCACUUGAUAAAGUAAAAUCUGUCAUAUCUAUCUACUUCAAGGCAUUUGAUGUGCUGAAUCAUGAUCUUUUUUGUGCAAAUUGGGAUUUGAUAUAAAAUCUUUUGAUUUUUCUGGGUCUUACUUAAAAAGAAGAGGGUUUGCAUGGAUCAGAGUUCAUCUGAAACUAGCGAAAUAGUAUCUGGUGUUUGUUCCUAGUAUAUGUUUUUGAUAUCUGUGACAGUGUCUCUCACUCAGGUCCUGCAUUACUUUGAGAGUGAUCCAGAAGCAUUAGAUACACAUAUAAAUAGAGAUUUAUUAGGCAUUCUUGAAUAUUUCAUGAAGCAUAAUCUAAGGCUGAAGUUUUGCUGUUUUAGUGGUUUUGGAGCCUCGUUGGUAUUCAAACCAUGUGUUAAGAACUUAAGACUAAUUCUAGAUGUUGACUUGAGGUCUAUUAUUUGUAAAUCUCGGUUUUGUUCAUUUUUACCAACCAUAUCGUUGUUUAUUAUUCUUAUCUUGACAUCAAAAAUCGUGUGCAAUAUGUACAAAAAGUGUGUUGUAGAAUUAUUUUUAAUCAAAGAAAGUAUGACCAAAAUGAACGAAUUAAAAGAAGUUAAGAAUAGGUCAAAAUGGCAUUGCAAUCUAAUAUGGUCCACUAAACUACCUCUAUUCAAUGCUAUUGCAAAUUUCCAUUUCCUAUACUUGAACAAAAAGAUUAUCGAGCCCUAGAAGAGCCCCGAAGAAUAGGAUAAAAAGAAGAAUAUUUUUUCCACAUAUUUUCAAAGUUUCUGUUACAAGCUUUCCAUUCGAAACUUUUCUUUAUCUUCCUUGGUCAGCAUUUUUGCAUUGCAUUAUUGCACAAAAUUUUCCAGUACUUGAUUAUUAUUUGAUAUAUAGAAGAUUGAAGAAGUUAUUCAUAGUCUACUUUCUUCACAACCAUGCUUUUUUUCUACAUGACAAUUCUUACUAAUAGUUGUUUGUUGAAUUUGUGUCCCAUCAAAAUUUAGAAUUAAACUGGUCAAAAUGGCAUAACAAGCUGAUGUGGUCCUCUGUCGUCUCUACAAACUAUCUGCUUCAAUAUAGAAUAGAAAUAUUAAUUUAGUACAGAUCCUCAUAUUUUUCUGAUGCUAUAUCUGAGUAUAAGCUAUUUGAUGAAUUUUACAUCUUCACAUAUAGUGAUAAUAAGCAAGUGCAAAAUGACCAGGAAAACAAAGUAAAUAGGAAAACCAAAAAAAAAGUCAACGUAAGAACCAGAUAGAGAAACAAGGAUGAAAUAAAAGGAAAACUCUGAAUUCCACUUGUUAAGGAUAUGAAAUCAUGAAAAAAUAGUUGGAAGAGGACAGACACAUAGACUCAACAGUGCCCCUGGUAGUCAUCGGGAUAAGAUAAAAAGAAGAAUAUCUGCCCCACGUAUUAUAAAAGUUUCCUUUCGAAACAUUUCUUAGUCUUCCUUGAUUAGCAUUUUUGAUCCUCUACAAUAUUUCUCAUAGUUCAUUGAAAUUUUCCAAUAGUUCAUGAAUAUCUAAUAUACAAGAGGAUACAGAGGUUAUUCCAUGUCUAUUUUUUUACAUCCAGUAUAUAAUAAUUUCCUUUCACUAAAAUUUAGAUUUGAACAGGUAUUCAUUGAACGGUGGUCAAAAUGACAUUACAAUCUGAUGUGGUCCUCCAUCUUCUCUACAAACUGUCUGCAUUUAAUCCUAUGGUGUAUUUUCAUUUCUUAUCCUCGAGUAAAAAUAUUACCAUCUAGUACAGAUCCUCAUCUUUUUCUGAUGCUAUAUCUGAGUCUGGUCUAUUAGCUGAACUUUAUAUCUUCACAAAUAUAUUGAUAAUGAACCCAUUAAUCAUGGCCAGGAAAACCAAAGAAAAAGCAAAAAAUAAGACACCCAGAUAGAGAAACAAGGAUGAAAAUAAAGGAAAACUUUGAAUUUUAUAGAAAUACUUGUCAAGGACAGGAAAAAGAAGAAUAUCUUCCACUCAUAUUGUCUAUUUGAAGUUUGCAUUAGAAACUUUUCUUGGUUGGAAUUCUUGUUUCUUCACAAUAUUUCUCAUAGUUGCUUCUUCAUUUUUUUGUUUCCUGUAAGCAUUUUUUUGUAUAUUUUGUUUUUGCAACUUUAGUACUGAUAAUUUCCUAGCUGGUAAUUAUUUUUCAGAGGUAUUUCAAUCCUUUUACAGAAUUUUUAUCAUUUAUAUAUCAUUUUAUGGAGAGCUGUGAUGGAAAGAGUAGCUUUAGACUGAUGCUUGCAAUAUAGGAAUAUCAAAUAUAUGUAGAUGAUUACCUUUUUGCUUUUACCUAUUCCAACGUCUGUUUCUUAAAUCAGAUCAAAAAAAUCUAUCCAGUAUUAUUUAAUUGAUAAUUAUAAUGUGAUGUGAAUGCCAAAUUAAAAUUAUUGUGUGGUUAGGUCAAGUUUUAAUGCAAAUAAAUCAAAAUUCAGUUACCUGACUUGUACUAAAUUAUCAGUAUGUUUGUUUUUAACAUAUUGACCGAGUUAUUAAAAGACAUUUGUUUAAAAAAAUAUCAUGUUUUUAUUGAUUGAUGAGGUAAUUUUAUUUACAUCAAAAUAUUGUAUUUUUUCAAAUUCUAUGAUGAAAAGUUAUAUUUAAAGAUGAAAUUUAAUUAAACAAUAAUAUGCAUUUUAAAA
Molecule: messenger RNA, 5040 nt
Organism: Diorhabda sublineata
Lineage: Eukaryota; Metazoa; Arthropoda; Insecta; Coleoptera; Chrysomelidae
Gene: Reps
Product: ralBP1-associated Eps domain-containing protein 1
Exons: 4
Coding region: 68-1981 (637 amino acids)
Biological process (GO): endosomal transport; endocytosis
Cellular component (GO): cytoplasm; plasma membrane
Molecular function (GO): calcium ion binding; protein binding
Source: RefSeq, a predicted model, not a curated record